Molecule: messenger RNA, 1218 nt
Organism: Mercenaria mercenaria
Lineage: Eukaryota; Metazoa; Mollusca; Bivalvia; Venerida; Veneridae
Product: E3 ubiquitin-protein ligase TRIM13-like
Exons: 1
Coding region: 1-1218 (405 amino acids)
Source: RefSeq, a predicted model, not a curated record
AUGUCUAAAUUCAAAACUAUUAUAAACGGGAAGAAUUGCGAGGAUUAUCUUGAGUGCCCAAUCUGUCAGUGUGUUUUCACGGAUCCAAGACACUUUUUUCCAUGUCUUCAUACAUUUUGUUGUGAAUGUUUAGUUAGAAAUAUAGAAACUUGCAUCGAAAAUCCUUAUUAUGAAAUAACGUGCCCGCUUAGCAGGACUGCUUCAGAAAAAACGGUUUCCUUCUUCAUAGGUCGUCCAAGAGCGAAGUGGUUGGAAGCAUUUCCUAAAAAUAGAAACAUUUCUGAUGUGCUUGAAUUACUAAAGAGGGAAGAUGAAUAUUGUUGUAUUCAUCCAAAUAGGUUAGUUGAAUUAAUCUGUGUGGAUGAUAGUGCCUUGUGCUGCAGCGAAUGUUUGUUGCGGAAACACAGGCGUUGUGGAAUAGUAGAGAGGAUAGAGGAUUACACUCCAACAUAUUUAGAAAAGACCCGUGAAGAACAACUGUACUUUGAAAAUGGGACGGAGGCCGACAUAACAUCAGCUAAGACACUUUUUGACGCGAAUAAUUUAAUGCUUAAUCGUUUGAAGGGAUUUGAAAAGCAGUUACAAGACGUUAUAAAAAAUUUCGAGCGAAUACAGUAUGACAUAUUUUUGAAAAUCAGUUCACUUAAACAGCACUACAAGAAAGAUAUCGAAACAUUAAAAAAGAAAGUAAAUGAAUCAGCAAGUUUGUUAACUCUUUUACAGUGUCAAAGUGAUAUCAAAUCAUCGAGGAAAGACUUUGGUGACUUACUUGCAGAUAUUAGAAGAAUUGACGGCCGCGUUACCGAAAUUGUGCCAGAUGUUAACUUAUUGCAAGAAGAACUUGAGAAUCUAAAAAUGUCCCUCAUCAAAGACUUAGACACAAAAAGUAAUAAUUCUUAUACAUGUACCGACGACGAGACAAGAGAGCGCUCGGGGGGAAAUUCUUCAGAUGUUUCUGAAAUUAAACCUUGCCGUGAAUUGAAUUCGGCGCGCUUCCGAUCGUUUGGAGUGUUGGGCUUUCCUGGUAUGAAUAAGGACUAUAAAGAAUUUUUUGGCGGAGAUGAAGAUGACGGCCGUGCCAAAAGUGCCUGUAAGACCCAGAACAGAAAUAAGCGAGAUAAAGAAAAGCCUCGGAUGCUACAUAGACGUACUACAACAGAAUACAAUAGAAGACCUCGACCGCCGGAAUAUACUAGCAUAGAACUGCUGAUUUUAUGA